AUGACCAGGAUAUUUGUGGACACCUUGAAGGACCCAUUCUUUGAUCGAUUAGUGAGCAGUGCAGCAUCUGACUUCGCACAUCUAGUCACAAUUGGAGACCGCAUAGAGAAGGGGUUGAGGGAUGGAAAGAUUCUAGGAGAAGUGACAACACCUAGCGCACCGAAGAAGUAUUCUGGAGGCUUCCCGAAGAAAAGAGAAGGUGAAACAAACGCCAUAUCCAGAAACUAUAAAGGGAAGCAACAAGCUUCAUAUGGUCAAGUCGCCACCGUGGUACCUAUACCUUAUCAGCAGCCAAUGCAGCAACAACAAAUGUAUCAACCACAACAUCAACAACAUCAUCAUCAGCAAAAUACCGCACCACCAAGACAAUUCAAGCCAAGGCCUCCAAGAAGGAAACUUGAUCCUCUACCAGUACCUUAUAGUCAGAUAUUCCCAUAUCUGCAAAAGGAGGGCCUUCUAACAUUAAGGGAGUUAAAACCAGUUGUUUUUCCAUAUCCACCAGGAUACGACGCUAACGCCCAUUGUGAGUUUCACAUGGGAGCACCUGGUCAUACCUUGGAGAAUUGCUUUGCAUUUCAGAAUCGGGUACAAGACUUGAUCGAAGCGAAAGCCGUCUCAUUCACUCCGAGACGCUCAAACGUGAACACCAACCCUAGGCCGACACAUAAGGAUGCUUCCGUUAGUGCCAUUGAGGAGAGUGAUCAAGGAAAAUUGAUCUGUAAGGUUGAAGAGAUUCAAACCCCUAUCACCAUGAUAGGAGCACAAUUGCUGAAGAGUGGUCUGAUCCCGGAAGAGCUGAUAAAUUGCCACGUCAAGAGCAAGCGCCAGGAAGAGAUAGUCGUGAUGGACAUCCCCUAUGAUGAGGUUAAAGUAGAAAUACCUAUAAGCCCGUUGGUGAUAGAGUUUUCGACACCAUUCGAAUAUAAAGAUGAGAAGGCAGUCCCGUGGAUAUAUCAGCCCAAAGCUUUUAAGCAGGGGCAGGAAGAUCAACCUUUGAUGAUCAACGAACCAAAUGUCACUUCAAUUAUGGGGCCAACAGGAAUGACACGUAGUGGCCGAAUGUUCACACCAAGAACCGCUGAUACUUCUGAAAGAGCUAAAGGGAAGGAGGUUGUUGUCCAGAUCCCCAUCCCUAAUCAAGGAAUGCAAGACAUGCAUCUGUCUCCUAAAGCUGUUGUCACUCGUGAGGAGGCUGAGCAGUUGCUCACUGAAUGUCAUGUCGAAGACAACUUUGAUAAAGCUGCCAAUGGAAGGGAUAAGUAUGAAACCUAG
Molecule: messenger RNA, 1272 nt
Organism: Lathyrus oleraceus (garden pea)
Lineage: Eukaryota; Viridiplantae; Streptophyta; Magnoliopsida; Fabales; Fabaceae
Exons: 3
Coding region: 1-1272 (423 amino acids)
Source: RefSeq, a predicted model, not a curated record